This is a messenger RNA of Leishmania braziliensis MHOM/BR/75/M2904, 3996 nucleotides long. RefSeq lists its product as hypothetical. The record is from RefSeq and is a predicted model, not a curated record. NCBI's taxonomy places the organism in Eukaryota, Euglenozoa, Kinetoplastea, Trypanosomatida, Trypanosomatidae. The transcript has a single exon. Bases 1 to 3996 code for a protein of 1331 amino acids.
AUGAGAAGGUUGGUGCCUCUCCACAUCACCUCCUCUCCCCUCUCGCCUUGCACUCCCCCCUUCCUCUCCUCUGUCGUCCUUAGUGGGUCGAGCACCUAUGGAAACGUAUACACGUCGUCGCCAUGCCACACCCUGACAACGAUGGCCCUUUCCGCGGCGUCGUCCUCGGACGCCCUGAACAACUGCACCUCCUUUGAAUCAGAGAGUGAGCUGUCUCUCGCACAGGAAGACCUGAAACAAUUGCAGUCGAACCUGCAGAGUACUCGAUCGUUUUCGGAGGUUCCAGCCUCGGCGCGGACGCGGCACACGUCGACGACUCCGCCGGCGCGAACGCUGCCGCCGCGCCUCCCUGUCUCGAUGAAGGCGGCUGCGUCCUCGUCGAUGUUGGUAAAGCCACUGCAGAUGACGACUUCAGUGGCACCAGGACCACCGUUACAGUGCCCUCCGCAGCUUGUCGUGCGUCCUCAGACUAUCGUACUGCCAGCUCUUCUCCAGCGUCCACGGUGGCACAACGUGGUCCAUGAGCGCUAUAGGGCGAGCGCGCCCGGGUACGUAGAUGCCUGUGCUCAAGUGCUCCGAGAUAUCCACAGUAUGUGGGAGGAAUGCAUGUUAAACGGCCGUCGCCGCGAGGAGGGUGUGCGAGGACGUCAAGGCGAUCAGGGCAAGGAUGAUGGGGAUAGUUGCUUCGCUAAACACGUCAGCGAGCUGCUGUUUCACGCACACACCGAUGCGCUUCUAGUCCUUUUGGAAGGGGUGAUCGGCAUCCACGACGGUGGUGACGCGUUUGCUGACAGUACUGCACCUUUCCACUGCAAGCUGAUCCUGCACUUGGUCGACAGACUGGCCCGGCGAACGGUGGAGCUGAGUGGAAAACAUAUGGCUCACCUCAGCCAUCUCUUACUGAGUUGCCCUUCCCUGCUCACCGUCGCACCUUCGGCCCAAAACAGUCAUGCGCAGACUCUCACGGCGGCGCAGCAGGAGGAUGUGUGGAACACCUUCGCCUUCUUGUGCUACGCAACACGUCGCAAUCUGCGCAGACGGCAAAAUGUCGACUCCCUUGAGGCGCUGCUGUGUGGCGUGUACAUGCGAAUCUAUAACGACUCCUCCACCGCACUGAACGGCGACAGGGGUAAUCGCGCCUCACGCCUCGCUUCUUCGAUGCGGCGGUGCUACGCAGAUGCCGUGGACGGUGGGCAGCAGCGUCAGUACGUCUGUCAUCUCUUCCCUCCUGGGCUCAUGGCAAAGGUGCGGCAGGCAGCACUAUGCCAUCUCGUGCAUCGUUGCUUGUUCAGCGGCGCUCCAGCCCACGUCGGUGCUGCUGAGGCGAUCACUGAGGAAAGAGUAACCCAGCUACUCGCCUGGGCACUUCUGCUGGCACCCAAGGACAUGGGCCCUGCCGUGCACGCCGCCGUCGUUCAUCGACUGCGCAGGAACUCCGGGCUGGCAGGCGGCGGAUUAACCGCUGGCGCUUCACCAGUGUAUGUCGAGUCGUGGCGGCGGCUGGCCCUUCGAGUCGAAGCCAUGGUGCCCCUCUACAGGAUUGGCGGGAAGCGUGCCACUGCUUCGCCUAAUGGUACGGAGGUCUUUCAGCGGCUCCACUGGGCAUUCAAAGACACAGACGGGUGGGCGGUGCCGUCGGCGGACCGUCUCCUCCUUGCAACGGUGCAGGAGCGAAGCCUCGCACAGAAAUACUCCUCAGUGCCGCCGUGGAGGGCAACAGAGUACGUGGCACCACGGGGAGUCGAGACAGCGCGGCUGUGUAGCGGAGACGCGGCGGCGCAACGUGUGGCGAACGGCGCAGCCGCUACACUGCGCGCGUAUGCUUUUCUCCGGUGGGAGCCGCUUAACGUCAGUGAGGCGGAGCAGCUAUUGCCCGACGAUGCACCUCUGGCGUUGAGCGCGUUACACAUGGAGAGAGCUCGAAGAGAAACCCGCGCGUCCAUUGUUGAGAGAAGUAUUGCGAAGGUAUGCGAGGAUACCAUCGAGACCGCUGCACAUCUACCGCUGCACGCCCUGUGCCUCGCCGAGGUUCUCUGUGUGCGCCUCCUACGGUCUCUGCACCGCUGGAGGGGUACAUCAACCGACGACAUCAUCGUACCUCCUGCCUCGAGCGGCGCUGCGGAGACGUCUCCAGCGAUCAUAGGCGCCUCGCAACAGCGCCGCAUUCUCGCAGCGCUGCGGCAGUUGUUGACCCACUUGCGCGCCGAGGGAGCCAUGGUCGCGUUACUUGGGCUGCAAGGUGAAGCUCGCAACACCGCGGCAACGGGUAGAUGCAGCAGCGAGCACGUUCAGCGAGAUCCUUCUCGCACUGCGCCGCCCAGUGCGCCAAUAUGGCCGUCCAUGCCACAGCGCACUUGGUGGCUACUCAGCAGCGCCAUGUGCCAACACGCAGAAGAUGCGGUGCGUGCGGCGCGCGAGUGGAUGGUCUAUCGUGAGAUGAUGGCGACUCCCCUCUCGCUCGCAAGCAUCCAGCGGGUGUGCGAGUGGUUGGUGGCACUCCCAGGUCCGAUGCACUCCUCACAGUUGGUAACGGUUCUCCGUGAGUGGGCAGAGAUGGAGAAGAACAAACUGAAUGACGCUUCAUCGCUUGGCCAGGAAUGCCUGAUGACGUGGGACGACGUGGUGCGGACUGCGCAGGAGCAGCACGCUGCACAAGCAUUGUUGGCCGUGCUUGAUGGACAGUGCACUAUCGCUGACGCGACAGCAGCGCCAUAUUGCUCCCCCUGCGGUGAGGAGCUGCGCCGCACAUAUGCCAUUAUGAUGGGCCCUACCUCAGCGCAGUUGCGACGACUUCAGUGGAUCGCCGAAGCCAACAGCAGCGCAGUGCGAGAAUGGCGGUGGAAUGUGGGUGUAGCGUCCCCCCAAAUGGGACGGGCUACAGUGAGCCGGCCCGCAGGCUUGCUGGACCCCACUUCUGCGGUUCCCGCUGCAGUGCUCUUGGUCGAGGCGACGGAGGUGAAUUUUACUGACACGGAGCAUGAGGCGGCGGUUCGGCUUCUGCGUUGGCGCUGCCUCUCCCACCUUUCCAGCCCCAAUACCUUCUCUUGGAGUGAUCGACUUGCCUGCAGAGCUUUGCAGAGUGCUCAGGCUGCGUCAUCUCCCACCACACAGCUGGUGGCAAAUAGCGACGAGGUGGUGAUCCCUGACCGCUCUUCCGCAGCGGACGGCGACGCCAAUGCACUGCCACACCAAUGGAAGCAUGACAGCGACACCAUCGUCUCUGCCGCUGCGCUUCACUACCUCCUUUCUAGGUGGAACAGGAUGGAGUCGUCAGCCGCAACAAUCACCGCGAUGUUUAGCACGGCAGAGCUGAACGAUGCCCUUCAGGCCCUCGCAGUGUACGUUGAAUUCCUUGAAAAGCCUCAGAACGAUGGUGUCAAUGAAGGGCAGUGCGGCGAGCGGGCGAGAAUCCGUCGACUGCGGUGUGCCGCCGCCGCUUAUGUGGACUGCUUGAGCGAUGCAUGGCGCGUUACUAUGCAGACUGCAGCGUCCACAACGUCCACACCUUCGCUUGGCAGGGUUGACGUGAAGGUGUUUCUAAUGUGUUUGCCCACACUCUAUCAGUGUGCACUAGAAAUGCACGAUAGACUGCUGAGGAACAAGGCUGAGCUCGGCAACGGCGAUGACGAGGUCCUGAGGAGUCUUCCAUGCCUCUCCGGUCCCCUUCAUGAGGCCGCGUUUCGUGCCCUGGUGAACAGUCCGGAAACACAGAGAGACACUAUCGAGACGACUCUGCUGCUGGCCGAUCACAUAACACGCAGAUGGCCUGUUCGGACAAAGAUAUCCCCCUUCUCCUCGAGGAGAGCUCAUUCCAGCAAAGUGUUACCCCUCCCAUUAAGUGAUGGCGCGCCAACGUUCUCGGUGCCACUCUCCGUCUACCGGCUCGUGCUCGCCACGUACGCAGCGACUCGAACGCCACUCCCGCAGCGCAUACGCGUGUGCUGCGAGGCGGCGCUCCGUCGCGAGAGAAAAAGGGUACUGGAGGAACCCUUGUAG